CUAUAAGCGAGCCACGUGGGAGUCUGCUCUAUCAAUCCAACAUGCAGAACAGUCACAGCGGAGUGAAUCAACUCGGCGGUGUGUUUGUCAACGGUAGACCACUGCCAGAUUCAACCAGACAGAAAAUAGUGGAACUAGCGCAUAGUGGGGCUCGUCCGUGCGAUAUCUCCAGAAUCCUGCAGACCCAUGCAGAUGCAAAAGUCCAAGUGCUGGACAAUCAAAACGUGUCGAAUGGAUGUGUGAGUAAAAUUUUGGGCAGGUAUUACGAAACUGGCUCCAUCAGACCCAGGGCAAUCGGAGGUAGUAAACCGAGAGUAGCGACUCCAGAAGUUGUAAGCAAAAUAGCACAGUAUAAACGCGAGUGCCCCUCCAUCUUUGCGUGGGAGAUUCGAGACAGAUUACUAUCAGAGGGGGUCUGUACCAACGAUAAUAUACCCAGUGUAUCGUCAAUAAACAGAGUUCUCCGCAACCUGGCUAGCGAAAAGCAACAGAUGGGUGCCGAUGGGAUGUAUGACAAGCUAAGGAUGCUGAAUGGACAGACAGGGACAUGGGGCACGCGACCUGGAUGGUACCCCGGGACCUCCGUGCCAGGGCAGCCCACACAAGAUGGCUGCCCGCAGCAGGAAGGAGGUGGUGAAAACACUAACUCCAUCAGCUCUAAUGGGGAAGAUUCAGAUGAGGCCCAGAUGAGACUUCAGCUGAAAAGAAAGCUGCAGAGGAAUAGGACAUCCUUUACACAAGAGCAAAUUGAAGCUCUUGAGAAAGAAUUUGAGAGAACCCAUUACCCUGAUGUGUUUGCCAGAGAGAGACUAGCUGCCAAAAUAGACCUGCCUGAAGCAAGAAUACAGGUGUGGUUUUCUAACAGAAGGGCAAAGUGGAGAAGGGAAGAGAAACUGAGGAAUCAGAGAAGACAAGCCAGCAACACUCCCAGUCAUAUUCCUAUCAGUAGUAGUUUCAGCACAAGUGUCUACCAACCAAUCCCGCAACCUACCACACCUGUUUCCUCUUUCACAUCAGGUUCAAUGUUGGGCAGAACAGACACAGCACUAACAAACACAUACAGUGCUCUGCCACCCAUGCCUAGCUUCACAAUGGCUAACAACCUGCCUAUGCAACCCCCAGUACCUAGUCAGACCUCCUCCUACUCUUGCAUGCUGCCCACUAGUCCGUCAGUGAAUGGGCGGAGCUAUGAUACCUAUACACCUCCUCACAUGCAGACACACAUGAACAGCCAGCCAAUGGGCACUUCUGGCACUACUUCAACAGGUCUUAUUUCCCCUGGAGUGUCAGUUCCAGUUCAAGUUCCUGGCAGUGAACCCGAUAUGUCUCAAUACUGGCCAAGAUUACAGUAAAACAUGUGUUAAUUCCAUAAAUGACUAUAUGGACAACAGUUGGAUGUUCAGCAGUAUUUUAUAAAGGAAGAAUGGCUCUCAAAGUACUUCUGUACUGCAACUGUGCCCUAUACCGUAACACAUGGAAAAGACUCUAACAUGGACCUUUGUACAAUGAAGGCAUUAUAUCAGUUGGAACAAAUCUUCAUUUUGGUAUCCAAACUUUUACUCAUUUUGGUGUAUUAUUUGUAAAUGGGCAUUUGUAUGUUAUAAUGAAAAAAGAACAAUGUAGACUGGAUGGAUGUUUGAUUUGUGUUGGUCAUGAAGUUGUUUAAAAAAAAGGAAGCCAUGAUCAACAAGCUUUGCCACGAAUUUAAGAGUUUUAUCAAGAUAUAUCGAAUACUUCUACCGAUCUGUUCAUAGAUUAUGGACUGAUGUUCCAAGUUUGUAUCAUUCCAUUGCAUAUAACUGAACCUGGAACAAUACGCACUAGAUUUAUGUAAGAAAAAUAUCUGUUGGAAUUUCCAAAGGUUGUUAACAGAUGAAGCUUAUGUGCAAACAAGGGGUAAGAGAGAACUUCAAUGAAGAAAAGUUUGAUAGAUAAAAGGUAGAUUGUGUCUUCGAUAUAAUCCAAUUUGUUUUAUGUCGAAAUGUAAGUAUUUGUCUUCCCUAGAAAUCUCCCAGAAUGAUUUCUAUAAUAAAGUUAAUUUCAUUUAUAUUUGACAAGAAUAUUCUAUAGAUGUUUUAUACACAUUUUCAUGCAUCAUACGUUUCUUUUUUGGUCGGCAAAAGUUAAUUGUUCUUAGAUAUAGCUGUACUACUGUUCACAGUCCAAUCAUUUUUGUGCAUCUAGAGUUCAUUCCUAAUCAAUUAAAAGUGCUUGCAAGAGUUUUAAACUUAAGUGUUUUGAAGUUGUUCACAACUACAUAUCAAAAUUAACCAUUGUUGAUUGUAAAAACCA
This is a messenger RNA of Gavialis gangeticus (Gharial), 2292 nucleotides long. It is a transcript of the gene PAX6, whose product is annotated as paired box 6. The coding region runs from base 42 to 1352 and encodes 436 amino acids. Gene Ontology annotation, molecular function: DNA-binding transcription factor activity, RNA polymerase II-specific; RNA polymerase II cis-regulatory region sequence-specific DNA binding. Gene Ontology annotation, biological process: anatomical structure development; regulation of transcription by RNA polymerase II. The transcript is spliced from 11 exons. The record is from RefSeq and is a predicted model, not a curated record. NCBI's taxonomy places the organism in Eukaryota, Metazoa, Chordata, Crocodylia, Gavialidae.